ACAGUCAUGAGCCCUCAGUCCUGCAGGGAGCGCUUACGUUCUUGUUGCGUUUGUGCUGUGUUUGCAUCGUAGAGGAAGCGUGCACAUUGUAAACACUGGGAUAUGGCUGAGGAGGAACACGACAUAAACGACAACAUGGGCAAUCAGCUGCAGCUCGUGCCAGACAAUGAUGAAGAGGAGGAGGAUGAAGAUGAAAUGGCGACAGAAGACAGGGACAGCGAGGACCCAGAGAAGCCAAGUAUUAUCACGUUUGACCCGAGCCUGCCCACUUCACACGCCUACUUGGGCUCAGACAUGGAGGAGUUCACUGGUCGGACGGUUCAUGAUGACGACAGUUGCCAGACGAUCCCGGUCCUGCCUCAUGCAGCGCUGAUGCUUGUCCCAGGACAGACCCUCCCCCUGCAGUUGUUCAGGCCUCAAGAGGUCAGCAUGAUGCGCUCCAUCAUCCAGAAGGAUCGCACCUUUGCGGUAAUCGCAAACAGUGAUGGAGGUGAACCGGAGGCAACGUUUGGGACGACAGCAGAGAUCUACGCGUACAGAGAGGAGCAGGAGUAUGGCAUCGAGACCGUCAAAGUCAAAGCCAUCGGACGACAGAGAUUCAAGGUCCAUGAGAUACGUACUCAGGCAGACGGGAUCAGACAGGCCAAAGUCCAGAUCCUCCCAGAGCGAAUCCUGCCCGACCCAUUAUCGUGUGUGCAGCUCACGGCUCUGUCAAGGCUCCACCCGCACCCCUCCUCCAGACCCCCGAACCAGAGCUGUAGGGAGGCACAGAGAUGGUGGAGCAACUAUCAACAGAAGAAGUUCAACUGUGCCCGAGUGACAUCGUGGCCACCCUGGGUCUACGCUCUGUACGAUGCUGAGACGCUCAUGAACAGAGUCAAGAAACAGCUCCACGAAUGGGACGAGAACCUGAAGGACGACUCACUCCCCUCCAACGCCAUAGAUUUCUCAUACCGGGUGGCAGCCUGUCUCCCCAUUGACGACGCUCUGAGACUGCAGCUGCUCAAAAUUGGCAGCGCCAUCCAGAGGCUGAGGUGUGAACUGGACAUUAUGGACCGGUGCACCUCGCUUUGCUGCAAACAGUGCCAGGACACAGAAAUUACCACAAAAAAUGAAAUCUUCAGUUUGUCGUUGUGCGGUCCGAUGGCGGCGUACGUCAAUCCUCACGGUUAUGUCCAUGAAACUCUGACUGUUUACAAAGCCAAUAACCUGGGGCUGGUCGGAAGGCCCUCUACACUGCACAGCUGGUUCCCAGGUUACGCCUGGACCAUCGCUCAGUGCAGGACCUGUGGCUCUCACAUGGGCUGGAAGUUCACUGCUACAAAGAAAGACUUGUCUCCUCAGCGGUUUUGGGGUCUGACGCGCUCUGCCCUCUUACCCAGAAUCCCACAGGGCGAAGGCGAGGAGGCCGGGGACAACUCACGACUCUUCUGUCUGUGAUUACCAUCCAAUUGGCUCAUGUUUGGUCCAAGAUAUAAUCAACAAAUCCCCAAAGUUGGGACACAAAUGCAGUAAUUCAUGCACUGCUUGUCGCUGUCACCUCUACUGCAAAAUCCAUCAUACAGGGCUCCUGAGUGCGACCAUUUUCUUUGGGCUUCACCAGUGCAUCUCACAGAUCCUCAUGACAUCCUUUCUCCCUUUUCCUCCUCCGCUCUCCUCAUUAUAAAUGUGGAUUAAAUAAUAUUACUGUUUUAAUUGACAAUUUAACAAAAAAGCAUUAAAUUACUCCCCUCUGACCCUCUGAUGAAGCCAGUUGGAGUUUAGGCUGAUUUACACAGAGCCAAAUGCACUACAGAGAUUGUAAGUUUGGCUUUUUUCAUUAAUUUGUGAAUGAGACACAGUAUUUACCUUUAAAGAGAAGCCCCAACCCUGCGGAUCCUUCAAACUGUUGAGUUAUUUAAAUGAAGCUGCCAUCGUGUGAGAUGAAAAAGAAAAUAAAUCUAGAUGCAGAUUCAAAGUCAAAGAUCAACUAUUGAAAUUAGAAGGAAGAGGUCUCACUUUGCCCAUUCUGUAGCAAACUGUAAAGAUCCUUCAAAGCACAGACCUCUCACUCUGACUAGUUUUGAAGCCAAUAUUUAUUUUAUAGGUUCUUGGUUUUUUUUUGUUGUUUUUUUUUUAUUAAACUUAGGCUUCAAAAAAGUAAAGUACUUUAGUAGUACUUUAAAAAGUAAAGGUAAAUUAUUUGAUCAAAUAAACAACUUUGAAUAGAUAAAACUAGUCGUUAUUGGAAUAUUAUUUCUUUUACACUCCACACUUAUUACAGAAAACAAAUAGAGAAUUAAUUGCAUAUCUGGGUAAAAGUAAGUAAUCAAGUUCUUUAUUCAGCCCUUAUUGUUGAAGCAAUUUAAGGACAAUAUAUUUCCAUGGCUUAAAUAAGCGACAGGCUUUUGGUGCACCCAAAUGAAAACCUUAUGCACACUGGUACACCCAACUCAAAUCAUAAAUCUGGAGCCCUGUCAGUCUGGAGCCCUGUCAUAUUAAGGAAAGGUUAAAGGUUGUUUAAAUGGCAAAUAUAAAGUGAUUUGCUUUGAUCAUGGAGGAGGACUGCGACAGAAAUGGCCCCAUUGCAAUUAAAGCAACACCGCGUAACUUUCUGGAGGUGGCAUGUCACCUGUAUGAUCCCAUUGAAAUGGAAAGUUACAUCCAUACUGCAAAACACUCUCCAUGGAGAUAGACAUGUUUUAUGCCCUACUAUGGAAUAUUAGCAAGUACAAAAUUUCCAUGGAGACAUGCAGGCAGCCAAAUAAGAGUCAGGUUUGUGGAGAUGCAAGCCUCUUCGCAACAAGGAUGCUUUUCAGUUCAAUAAAAACAUCCAAAAUGAAAAAAGCAUGCAUUUAUUUGUUGGCUAAAAUGUUAUGCAGUGGGGCUUUAAGCAAAGAAACUACACAUGCCAUGGCUACAAGUUUAAUGAUGUUUCUGCUUUAACCAAGGAGCAAAUUAUUCAACUGAUGCUGUUUAUGGAAAAGGGGACAUGGUUUUACAAACUGGCCUUAAAAUAUUGAAGACAGCUUUGGUUGUUUUGUUAAUAUCAGCCAUGUUGCUAAUGUCUGCUACAACGACACACUGAGAUUACAUUAAGACCAUUUAAGAAUCAAGAAUCCAAGUAAUCAGACUAAGGUAUGUUCAAAUUAGCCUGAAAUUACAAUAUUGGUGAAGCUUCAACUUCUAACUUAAAUAUAGUUUAUCUUAACUUGUGUGCAACCAGGCUUUCUUAAGGGUUUGUGAGGUCCGUAAAGAGAGUCUGUGUAAUCCCUCAGUUGUCCAGGUCUGAUCCAUAGCAAAAGACGAAGUUUAAAACUGUCAAUGGAGAAAUCAUUGUAAAUCGCUCAUCCGAGCUGCUGCUUCUUCUGUAAAGAGAGAAAUUGCAUCUAUCCUUCUAAUAUGUAAAAUACUGUCACUCAAAAUUCAAAGUUCAUCCCAUUUUCUUUGGUUUGAUGGAGAAAUGGACUGCAGCCUGUUGAACCAAGAGUGUAUAUUCAGAGUGUAAAAUUGUAUUUUUAUAAGUGAAAGAUAUUACCAAAUGCUUAGCCAUAUGAGGAGUACACUGGUCAGUUCUGUAUGAACAAAAUGUAGGUUGGAGAAAAACAAAAGUUGUCUUGACAGGAUGCAACCACAGUGCUAUGUCUUGGUCUCUGUAUAGUUUUAAAGGCCAAGCUUGUUUGCGCCACGGUAAACACUGGGAGUUGGUUUAUUUUUGGUCCCAGUAUGUGCCUAUGUUUUUUUGUUUUGGAGUUGACAGAAGGAAGUAGAAAUUUGAAUAUAUUGUCUUAUUUAAACAGUUUUGGUUUGUCUAUUUUAUCCCAAGAUGGUGUUGUGUUGGCAUAGCAUUUAGCAUCAGUCAGUACAUUGCUCUCCAUAAUAUUGUCACCAAUGAUGCAAUAUGUAGUGAUAUGGUAACAUUUAGUUUUGUUCUGGAGACUUUCUGACCAAAAUAGGUUUCCACAUAUAUUUUUCAGAACCAUCUUUUUGACAUUUGGAACCAUUUUCAAUACUCGAAUACAGUUAAUGUUCUGGAGUUAAUAAGGAUGACAGUAGCUCAGUUGGUAGAGCGGUUUUGAAUACCGCUCUCAACAUAAAGAUCAUUGGUGCAGCGGUCAGAUCCACUCACCCACAGGUUGGCGAUGUGAUUGGAUGAGUGGUUCCUUGAUUUAAAGUCCUUUGAGUACCUUGAAGGAGGAAAAGCACUAUAUAAAAAUUUGACCAUUUACAAUAAGUCAUGACUGAAAUAUUUAUAGUUACUAUCCUAGAAAAUUUUUUAAAUAAAAUAAAAUCAGAAAUCUACAUGUGUCAAAACUAUUUUUCGAUUUGAUGGUCAUUAUUGCAAAAGGUGUCAGUGUUCCUGGAGGACACUGUAUAUUCACUGUUAAUUUCUUGUUAUCGUUGAGAUUCUCAUGUUGUUUUAUAUGUUCUUUGUUUUUGUUUUAAAGAAAUGUGUAGUUUUCUCUACAUCCUUCCAUUCAUAUUCAUAUCUAAAAUGAUAUUGUUUUGAGGACUUUUCCAAACAUUAAGUACUGCAUUAGCUGAUAAAAUUCAACUGAGAAGUGACUGAGUGGACUUAUGGGAAAUGAAAGAAACUGAAUGGCUUUUUUUUUUUUUUUUUUUUCAAUAAUGAAUCAGUCUAAGAUUUCUUCAUUUGCAAAACCCUUUGUUUAAAUCAAUAUUCUGACUCAUGUGGAUUGAAAACAACAAAUGUACAAUCUCAAGUAAUAAAACUGGUGUCAGUAUGUGAA
Periophthalmus magnuspinnatus is the source of this 4730-nucleotide messenger RNA. It is a transcript of the gene crbn, whose product is annotated as cereblon. Lineage: Eukaryota; Metazoa; Chordata; Actinopteri; Gobiiformes; Gobiidae. Gene Ontology annotation, cellular component: Cul4A-RING E3 ubiquitin ligase complex. The transcript has 11 exons. The record is from RefSeq and is a predicted model, not a curated record. Bases 103 to 1440 code for a protein of 445 amino acids. Gene Ontology annotation, biological process: protein ubiquitination.